CAGGCAAUGAAGAGCUCUCUCAAGGGGUCUCCAUCUUCCUCUGUUGACAAUGGCGAUGAUGACGAUCAUCAAGCUGGACAGAGGUUGGUAUUGUACCAUCAUUUGCUAGCUGCCGCUGAUCAUCAUCAGAGAAGCGGCCUGCAGAAAAAACCGUCGUCGUCAUCCUCGUCAACUCCGGUAAGACCUUAUGUUCGCUCCAAAAUGCCUCGCCUUCGUUGGACACCUGAUCUUCACCACUGUUUUGUGCAUGCAGUCGAAAGGCUUGGCGGCGAACAAAGAGCUACUCCAAAGAUGGUUUUACAGAUCAUGAAUGUGAAAGGCCUUACCAUAUCUCACGUUAAAAGCCAUCUUCAGAUGUACAGGAGCAUGAAGCAUGAACAAGGCAUACAAGGAGCGGCUAUGGCAGCAAUGAAGAAUGGUAUGUUCCAGGCCUUGGAGCACCCAAACAGCUCAAACUUAUUGAAACCAAUCAAUAGAAAUCAACCUCGUUAUUUCCAAAACAACGAUGGGAUGCAAAACAUGUACAACUAUGGACCCUGCCAAAGCAAUCAAACUUGUUACAUUGAACACCUUGAUCUCAACACUACCAGCCCACUGCCAAAAUGGAAAGAUGAGACGAAGCAAGCCAUGUGGAUUGAGAAAAAAGUGACGAGGGAGCAGAAUCCAAAUUCCUUCAUCAUAUUCAAGGAUCUACUCAAAAGAUGCACUGAUGCACAAGAGAGCAAUGAUCAAGGAAAAGCUGUGUCGCUAGUGAGUGCAGGUUGCAAGAGCAAUCAUAAAGAAUUUGAAGAUUUAUUAUUAUGUGAAGAAAGUGAAAGUAGCAUGAGAGUAGAUUCUAACAAUGAUGCAAGAAUGUCUCUAUCACUCAACUCGUCACCGAAAGCUUCUCAUGAGCUGUUGAGGCUCAGCAAAGCUGCUGGAAAUUCAGAUAUGAAUGAUGUCUCUCUUGAGCUUACUCUCAGUACUUAGACUAUAUA
Prunus avium (sweet cherry) is the source of this 977-nucleotide messenger RNA. Its product is annotated as transcription repressor KAN1-like. The record is from RefSeq and is a predicted model, not a curated record. NCBI's taxonomy places the organism in Eukaryota, Viridiplantae, Streptophyta, Magnoliopsida, Rosales, Rosaceae. Gene Ontology annotation, molecular function: DNA-binding transcription factor activity; DNA binding.